AUGAUGCAGAAAUUCUGUUUGAUGGCUUCUUAUGGAUUUGCUUCGGAGAUUGGUUGCCAACAAGAAUUUGUUAUGAAGGGUUGUCAACAAUUGGUGCCUUAUCAUGUAACAAAACCGGAAAUUGUUCGAUAUCAGUGUCCUAAUCUUAGGUUGAGUUCAACCGAGGAAUUGAGAAUGACAUCGAAAGAGUGGUUUGGUUCUAAUCAGUUUGUCAAUUUGGAGUUGUCAGCUCUAAAGCCAAUGGUUAUUGAUGUGCAAGCAACUUUUCCAAAUGAACUUUUCGGCUUUGGUGCCGUUGAUCAAUGCACUGAGCAUGAUAAAACUUUGCAUUGCAUCACAUCUGAGGCUGCUGAAGCAGAUGGCCAAGUCACAUUUAUGGGUACAGAAAUUGAGAUGAAGGAUUUUCUUGCUUUAGUUGCCGAGUCAUACUUAUCAGAAAGCACACAUAAGGGUGAAAAACAGUCUAUGCUUGUUCCACACUUCACUUGGCUGAAUAUAAAUGAAGUAGAGGCCAGAAGUCAUCCCUCUACAUUGGAUAUUCACUCUACACUGACUGUUCCUUUAAAAAGUCCUGAGAAAGUCAAAGUCAAGCAGUCGCGAAAAAAGAACAAGAAAGUCCCCAGGGAGAGGGAUCUGUUUAAGAAGAACUACAUUCAUGCAUGUGAAAGCCUUCUGUUUUUGAUGACUGAUAAAAGUCAUCAUCGGGAAACAGCAAUUCUUGCCCUGAAGAAAUCUGGCCCAGAGCUUCCUGAACUCCUCACCCAAUUUUCUGCCGGCAUUGCUGGUACUGGCCUUGCUCUUGUGCUAUCUGUGAUCUGCAAGCUAGCUUGCGGAAGGGUCCCCUUUUGUGCUUCUAAGGUCUUCAACACGGGUUUGGGUUUCGGGCUGGUUUGGCUUUCUUGUGGAGUAAAUAAACUGAGAAAUACAAUUGUUUACAUAAGCAAGAAUACUGGAAAGAAGGGAUUGAGAGAUGAAGAUGUGAUACAAAAGGUGGAUAAGAGCCUAAAAGAGGUUUACUUUAGAGCUGCAGCAUUGCUAGUAGUGGCAGUGCUAAGGCUUGCUUGA
Vicia faba (fava bean) is the source of this 1065-nucleotide messenger RNA. Lineage: Eukaryota; Viridiplantae; Streptophyta; Magnoliopsida; Fabales; Fabaceae. The record is from the annotation of a GenBank genome assembly.